ACUGGCGUGCUACAUACUGCGCUACCGAGGCCAGUUUCAAGUAUGCUCGUCUGUAGAAUAUGAAGUCUUUGAACUCGCCCAUGAAUCUACUGCCGCAUCAACACAGAAGAAGCAAGCAAAUGUACAGGAAAAUAGCAGAACUGAAAGAAAGAAGACAAAGUUGUACAAACAGUUAACCUGUUUACAGAAUAAAAUAUGCUGCAAGAGAGAUUAUUUCAG
Molecule: messenger RNA, 219 nt
Organism: Candidula unifasciata
Lineage: Eukaryota; Metazoa; Mollusca; Gastropoda; Stylommatophora; Geomitridae
Source: the annotation of a GenBank genome assembly